Paracoccidioides brasiliensis Pb18 is the source of this 1995-nucleotide messenger RNA. RefSeq lists its product as uncharacterized. The transcript has a single exon. The coding region runs from base 1 to 1995 and encodes 664 amino acids. Gene Ontology annotation, molecular function: ATP-dependent H2AZ histone chaperone activity. Gene Ontology annotation, biological process: chromatin remodeling. Gene Ontology annotation, cellular component: Swr1 complex. The record is from RefSeq and is a predicted model, not a curated record.
AUGGAUCGACCCCCGCCUCCUCCUCCACCGCCUCAUGGUAGUCCACCAGGGGGUGGUCCACCGCCCAAUGCAAACGGUGGAUAUCGCAAAUCAACAGACCUUCCGGAAGGUCCCUAUGAUAUCUUCAUUGUUCCUCCUCAUUCGUCCGGCUCCGGAUUCAUAUACCUACCUUCUCUGCAGUGUCAUACAAAUAGUUUUUUAGCAGGAGUUACAGCCACUUUAUUCGGGGUGGCAUUGUACACAUAUGUAUUGCCAAUGCUAAAGGCUUGGGUUUCAACAGUUGCACAGAGCAGCGGUGCGGGCGUUCUAAUGCUUAUCGUAGUUGUUGGAGUUGGCAGCUGGGCAUGGGGUAGGUCACAAACAGAUCUACCCCAGCCGCCACCACGGGGUACCCCGAGGACCCCUCCGGCGGGAGGCACCGCUCCCCACGGCACGCACCACGAAACCCCUCCUUCAUCAGGUCCCAAUCAUACUCCUGGUGGAGGCUCUCACUAUCAAAAUUUCAAUGGCCAGUAUACAGACGGUUAUGCAAAUGGAUCACAUCCUAGUGGGCAAUACUCUGGUGGUCCAUACUCUGGUGGCAAUCACUAUGCACAUGAAACUGGAACACACCCAGGCCCGGGAGGAGAUGGCCCGUCUCGACCACCUAAUUCCCCAGAGACCCCGCCGAAACCAUCUGGAGGGGCUACCCCAGAAACGAAAAACCAGAACUGGGAAAAGGCUAGAGAGGAAACAAGAAGAAAGGAGGAUAUAAGACGGAAAAUGGAGGAAUUCCGGAAGAAAAGGGAGGAAGAAGAAAAAGAGAAACAAAGGCAACGGGAGAAGGAAACACGGGAAAGGGAAUUUCGUGAGUGGAAGGAGAAGAGAGAAAAAGAACGACUUGCCAAGGAGGCAGCAGAGAAGGAGGCAGCGGAGAAAGCCAUCAAAGAACAAGUCAGAGCGGAAGCGGCUGCUAGAUUUGCGGCCGCUCGAGAAGCUGCAGCUGCAAAGAGAGCCGCUGAGAAGGCAGCGGCUGAAAAACUCGCCGAAAAGCUCGCAGCAGAGAAGCUAGCGGCGGAGAAACGAGCGGAGUCGGUGAAGAAGGCAGCGGAAUCUCGCAAGCAAGAAGAAUCUGUAAAAUCUCCUCCAAAAACACCAUCUCCCCAGAAAAAAUCCCCACCAUUCCCCAGUGCCAAAACAGAAUGUGAAGAUGAUGCAUACUCCUUUCGCCCUUACGAUCGACCCAGGGAUCAACCUUCCGCCCCGUCAGUAUUCUCAGAGUCAUCCUAUGCUCCUUCGCAAUCGACAGCACGGACAACCCCGCCACCAUCUCGACGAGGACCAUACUCCACAAAGGAUCCCGACAAGGUCAUUAUUACUGGCGUGUAUCUAUUCAACAAUGCUUUUAUGAGGACGCCCGUUGGACAACUGGUUUCAGGCAAAGGGAAUGUGACCGAUGGCUUAAUCCUACGCAUCACCACAGAAGGAAUGUUUGUAGACGAUGACAUUAGAGGCGUUGCCCAGCGCGAAUGGGACGUCAAGGCAUGGACAAUGAAGCUUGUAGAGGUAUGGUGCCCCCAGCUUGGUGCGAAUAAUCCUCCUACACGUCAAAACCCAAUGAAGAUAAAUCCCUUCCGGUUCAGUUCUUCGUAUGCGCAUAGGGUUCCCAGCAGUGAGGAAUCCGAUGCGCAUCUCGCAGACCUGCAGAGGUGUUGCAAGAACAAGUGCCGGUUUGGGGCUUCGUCUUCUGGAAUGAGAAGCCGCAAUGACAGUAUGAUUGAUGGAGAAAUUUUGCAGAACGCGGAGUUGCGCGGGUUUCAUGUCGUGCGUGCAAGCAUCAGAGACCAGGAGGGAAAGAAGUAUGUCUUCAUCCUGAAUGAGACUGAAGCUUGGAAAGUGGCCCUCGGCAUACAGCGGUUGAGAAAGGGGAGCCAAGUUAGGGCAUUGGGGGUGUGUGGUUUGCCCGCCAAUGAAACAAAUGCGAUUCUUGAGAGUCUUGGAUAUAUCUCAAAGUGA